ACCAUCUCCAUCCUCCGUCGGCGGUGUAUUCUCCGCUCCGCCAUCCUCACAUGUCCAAUUCUCUACUGCUUCCCCUCCAUUUGCGGCCAAUACCUCAUUUCCCAUCCGCGCUCGUGCGCGUCGGAGACAAGAAUCCCCGCGCUGUACCUUUCUCAACUCUAAACCUUACUUCAACGUGCGCUUCCAGCGGCCGCCAGCCACUUCCUCCGAUCAUGUCUUCGGAACCUAUUUCUUCGUCGACUAAUUCUUAUCUGAAUCAACUCGACGACUUGGCUGAUUUUGAAAAGAUUCUCUCUCCCGACGGACGCAUCUCUAUCUGCGGCUUCGGUUCUCUCCUCUCCGAGAGGAGCGCUAAAAGUACUUUUCCGGAUUUGAUAAAUUUUGGAGUUGCGAGAUUGAAUGGAUUCCGGCGUGUAUUUGCACAUGUUACUCCGAUUUUCUUCGAGCGUGAAAUCGCUAAUCCUGAAACCAAGGAGAUUUCAAGCUUGAGUGUGGAGCCUUGUGAGGGAGAAACCCUCAUUGUCACUGUCUUUGAGAUUCAAAAGUCAGAGAUACCAGCUUUCAUGGAGAGAGAACUCGAGUACCGCUUUCUAGCUGUCCUGCCUGAAACGCUUCAUGGAGAACCCUUUGGCCAUCCUGCAGUGCUUUGUGCUCGGUAUAGUGAUGAAGAAUUUUUCCAAAUCAGAUGCAAAGGAAGCAAAGAAAUAUAUUUUCAGCACUAUGGACGAUACAACAUUGAUAAGAUUUGGCGAGAUGAUGUCUUACCAUGCCGUGUCUAUCUUAGGCACUGUGUGUUGGCAGCUAAGAACCUUGGUGAUGUUGCAUACAACAACUUUCUGGAUCACACUUACCUUGGAGAUCGUAAGACCACCAUCCCAACCGCCGGGCACUUCCUCCGAUCAUGCCCUCGAAACCUAUUUCUUCGUCGAAUAAUUCUUACCGGAAUCAACUCGAUGACUUGCCGAUUUCGAGAAGAUUCUCAUUCCAACGGAGGCAUCUCUCUUUGCGGCUUCGGUUCUCUCCUCUCCGGAGAUUUGACGCUUGAGUGUGGAGCCUUUCAGAUACCAGCUUUCAUGGAGAGAGAACUCGAGUUCCGCUUUCUAGCUCCUGAAACGCUUCAUGGAGAACCCUUUGGCCAUCUUGCAGUAUGUGCUUUUAUCAUUAUUAUUAAUGGGUUUUACUUUGAUCUCUUUCAGGUUUUGUUAUGGUCAUAGUUAGGGUUCUAACUUCUAAAGAUUUAUACCAUAUUGGGAUUUUCAUUGCUGGUGCUUUGUGCUCGGUAUAGUGAAAAAGAAUUUUUCCAAAUCAGAUGCAAAGGUAACUUUUAAUAAGAUUCUCAUUGGUAAUUGUGGAUGCCCAAGAUUACAAGGGAAAGGAUAAUGCUAGUUCUCGAUGUUGCUUCAUAUAUUUCCUAGAAGAAGGUAUGCUUAAUAAGAUACUACUAGAUUAAGGUUUCUUGAGCCAAUGAAGAACUGUGCCCCAUUACAGCUUUUAAACACGUAUUGAGCCAAAGUGCAAUGUUAUGAGACCUGAAAACGAUUUUCCUUGUCAUCUCGUGUUCAUUUCUUACAUGACGCAUGUAUCAUCAUAUCUCCUAGCACAUACCCAGCCACUUAAGAGGCAAAGAUCUUCACAAAGAAACAUAACAAUAUGAUAGAAAGAUUUAUCCUUGUCAGAUUCUCAUACCAAACUUCCUUACCAUUCCUGCUAGACAAGGGUUAUAGAUUUGGCGAUAAGAUGUCUGCUUAUGCCGUGUAUGUUCAUUUCAUACAAAACAUGUCAUCUUAAGACGGACCAAAACAUUUGUGAAACAUUGCCGAGUGAGAAUUGUUUUGUUCUGCUGGUUUAACUGAUUCAAUAAGAGAGAAAGCAGGUUCCCCAUCGCCGUAGCCCCUUACGAAUAAAGACACAGAUACAACCUUUCAUUACUGCUUGGUAGCCUCUGCCCAGAGGCAUAGGCUUCCAAAAAUUGACGAGCCGACACAGCCAAAGUAGAGCAGCACCAGCUCGUCCUCCUUGAUUGUGUUCCUCGGGCUCUGGCACGACCCGUCGUCACUUAUCGAUCAUUAACGAGUCAUCCACACCCCUGACAGGACGAGUGGUUUGGUGAUUAUACACACACCCUUUAUUUAUGAGCUCGUCUCAACCCUUUCCUUUAUCUGCUGCCGAUGUGGGAUUGAAACCUACUGUGCCCUAGAAUUGCCACCU
Molecule: messenger RNA, 2208 nt
Organism: Rubroshorea leprosula
Lineage: Eukaryota; Viridiplantae; Streptophyta; Magnoliopsida; Malvales; Dipterocarpaceae
Source: the annotation of a GenBank genome assembly